Molecule: messenger RNA, 4227 nt
Organism: Planococcus citri (citrus mealybug)
Lineage: Eukaryota; Metazoa; Arthropoda; Insecta; Hemiptera; Pseudococcidae
Exons: 1
Coding region: 1025-2908 (627 amino acids)
Source: RefSeq, a predicted model, not a curated record
UAGUUACUUAUCUACCUACUAUUGUAGAAAUAUCAUUCAUUCGCUUGGGUUUGGGGUUGGGAUGGAAUGUGAAUGGAAUAAUUUUCCGAUAGGCAUUGAUUUUUUACGUAUACAGAUAGUCCAUGUAAUGGUUCUAAAACGAACAGCCCUUAUGCAUCCGACCACAUUGCCGCGCUACAGUCGCUGCAUCCGACAGAACACUCUUCGGAUGCAGCAUACUUCAUAUCUAGUGCGAAAGAUGGCGCUUUUGAGAAAGUGUAUUUGUGUGAGUGUGCGAAUGUGUAAAAUUAUUCUCUGUAGUGGUGACUACGGAGUUGCGUUUAAGUGUAGCGAGAUGACAAGAAAUAUGUGAAUGAAUAGAACAGACCAUUGAAUACAAUGCAUGACGCGGGUAGGUGAUGAGGGUGUAAAUGCUAAAGAAAAAGAACAUUGAUCUCCAGAGGUGGAAAAAAUAUAUGUACAAAAGGCAGACGAACUGUUUCAUAUCAUUGUUUAACCAGAAAAUAAGUACCCCGAUUUGUAAUAGGUACCGUUGGUUUUUUACGUAAAAAAUCAAUUCUGGUAGGUAGAGGUACAUAUGUGAAAGAUUUCGAAUGGAGAUAAUAUAACUCAAUUAGAAUAUGCCUAUUUCAUUGCAUCAAACCAAGAUGCAUAUCAAAUAAGUACUUGAUAACACUUAUGUUAACAAUCAAGUCCUACAAGAGAGGUACAUUCCGACUCAGGAACUGAUGAAAAAUUUUUGGACCGGACACAGCUAGGUCUAAAGAACAUGCAAAAAUACCCGCAUCGAAAAUUGCAUGUACAGAAGUGAUGUAUUUUUCAAUUUUUGGUGAAUUUAUGAAAAUCAAAGGGCUGAAAAUGAAAAAAUGACGAAAGUUCACCAAAUUAACCUAGAAAGCUGAAAAUGACUUUAGGUAUACCUUACUUAUGACUCAUAGAACCGACUGGAAGCAAGUUCGAGCCACUUUGAGCAGUUCUGGAGCCUUUAGCAAAUUUUUGAAAUUCAAAAUUUUUCUUGGUUCUGAUGGUGAGAGGUAUUUAUGAAAGUUGGAAAAUUCCAAUUGGAUAUUUUCUUUCAGGAAAAUGCGUGAAUAAAGACAUGUUGAGGAAUAUUGUUACCGCAGCUAUUAAAAAAUUAUUUGCAGCUGGUCUCAUAGUAAAAGGUGUCGUAUGUGACCAAGGCACAAAUAAUCAAGGGGCCUUCAAGUUAUUAGGCGUUACUGUAAGAAAACCAUAUUUUAGUGUGGAUGAUAAGAAGAUUUAUGCUCUUUAUGACGUUCCUCACCUCAUUAAGAACCUAAGAAACAAUCUUCUUAAUGGAAGUUAUGUAAAUGAUAAGGGAUUUAUCCGUUGGUCCGAUAUUAGGCAGGCUUAUAAUAUCAAUAAGCGUAAUGGUAAAUCAAAUGCACUUACAAAAUUAAGUGAUAGUCAUGUGGCACCAGGACCAUUUCAAAAAAUGAGUGUAAAAAGAGCAGUGCAAACAUUGAGUCACAGUGUUUCAUCUGUAAUUAAGGUUUGUCACGAAUCAGGUGAGCUGAAAAGCUCAUCUGCAAAAAAUACGGCAGAAUUUGUAAGAUUUGUUAAUAAUCUUUUUGAUUCUUUAAACAGUCGGCACCCUUUGGAUAAAAAUCCCUAUCGUCGACCAUUGAGAAAAACAGGAAAAGCUAAGCGCACAUUGAGAUCUGGUGUCAUUUAUUUUAAAAAAUUAAAAAAAAUUUUGCAUUCUGAUGAAAAAAAAACUCCGUAUCAACCACCUUGUUUCACAGGCCUGAUUCAGACCAUAAGAGCAGUUUUAUUACUGCUCAAAGAUGAGGUCACACACCAAAAUAUUAAAUAUUUGUGCACCAAUAAAUUAAAUCAAGAUGCAUUAGAAAAUCUUUUUUCCAUUUUUCGUCAGAAUGGUGGUUAUAAUCGUAAUCCCACAGCUCGCACACUUCGAACUUCUUUUCGAAGUGAAUAUACGUGGUUUAUGUACAACGACUUCAAAACAAAUGGAAACUGCGAGUCUGACGGUGAGAAGUUUAUAGAUUUUGAUUGGGUGAAGAAAGUUUCAGAAAGUGUGAGUGGCGAGGUGGUGGAAGGAGUGGAAAAUGUGGUUAUAAAUAAUAAUGAUGCAGCUGCUGCAAAUGAUGGUGAAGGAGGAAAGGUAGGCAGUAUGGAAAAUGUGGUUGUGAAUGACAAUAAUGAAAAUGUAAUCGCAGAUGCAGGGGGAGAGGUGAGCAGCAUAGAAAAUGUGGUUCUGAAUGACGAUAACGAAAAUGUAAUGGAGAGUGAAGGUGGUGGGGUGGAAGAAACAGGCGAUUUUGAAACAGAGAACAUGGAUGUGGAUGUUACGAGUGCAAUUGAGUUGGUGGAAAGGAUAGAGAAUCUUGAAGCAGGGGAGAGGGGUGUCAAUGUUUCUAGUGUUCCAGUUGAAAACAUAACGUUAGAAAAAUGUUCAAUGAGUUACUUUGCAGGAGCUGUAAUUAGAUCAGUUGUUAAUAAAGUGGAUUGUAAAACAUGUUUGAGCAAUCUGGUUGCUAGUUUUCCAGAAGAGACACCUUAUAACCAACUCAUUUUUGAAAAAACGUUUGAUAAUAUCACAUGCACUAAAAACGAAGAUGGUACUUUUGUUGGACUAUUAUAUCCAGCAGAAAUAUACACCUACGUUUUUAAUCACGUGAUAGAUAUUUUUCAACAAAAAUUCGUUUCAUUAUCCCAUAAAAAAAAAUUGAGAGAGAAAAUUUUGACCAUUAUCAAAAAAGAUGAAACGAUUAUGUCAUGGCUGGGGUCUGAUGAUUGUACAAAGCAUCGUUUGGCAAUCUUGGACCUCGCACUACGCAUAAAAAUUUUUGAUGCCACUAAAAAACAAAAUGCCAUUGAUAAGGCUAAUAAAAUAAAUAAAUUGAAAAUUUUGAACAAUUUGUGAAAAUUUGAACAAAAAAGAUGAAAAUUUUUUGAGAUUUUGAGCAGUUUUAUCAGGUCAUUUUUUAUAGGUACCAAUAUUUUAAAGUCAGUAAUUGCGAUUUCUUCAUUUUUUCCCUUACUUUUUGCCUUUAAAAAAAUCAAAAUUGAGAAAAUGUGUAUUAAUAGGUACAUAUUUUUUUGUAAUUUUAUUUUAAUUUCAAAAAAUGGGAAAAUAGAGGGAAAUUAUAUUUAUAUCGUCAUGGAUGUGUGGCCGAUCAAAAUGGAUUAAAAAUGCACAAGAAAUUCAAAAUAUUUAGACUAUAAUUUUUUUGGCAAUUUUUGGAGAAUUUGGAUCGUAAAUUUUUGUCAUGCCUUUUUCAUUGAUUUUAUGGUUCAAUUUACUUGUGCAUAAAUAUGUACUUGAUAUUUUGGUUUGUGAUCUCAUCUUUCAGCAGUAAAAAAGCAAUGCCCUUUAUUGGAUAUUUUCAGAAAGGAUACCUUCCAUGUGAGCUAUGAAAACAAAAUUAAAUUUUGCAAGAAGUCCAAAUAUUUCAACAAAAACGUUUUUGAAUAUUUUUGACAAAUUUGCAGCUCAAAAUUAGGUAGAUGAUGGUUCAGUUUUAUUGGGCCAAUAGGCUUUUCUUGUUCUCCUCAAAUCUUUGAAGCUUCAAAUUUCAUUGAACCCGUAGGUUUUCAUUGUCUCUCUGAUAUGACUUCUUUUUUUUUUAAUUUACCUACUUUUCGAUUAUAUGUAUCUAUGUACUUCACAUUGUAUAGUGUUUUAGCUUAUUUUGUACUUUUUUUGAUUUUUUUAUUUAAAAAUGCAAUUUUUGUUGAAACUGUUGACGUUUUUUUUUUUUUGGUAUCGUGUAUAUUCUGAUGUUUUUGUUUAUUCAUUUUUAGUUUUAUCUUAGUACCUCUCUAGGUACAUAGUACAUGUUCAUACAUUAUGUAUCAUUCAUGUGAAUAUAUAACUACGUUUUUGUACAGUCAAAUAUGGAUUGAUUUUUAAUGAAGUUUUGGUGUAUAGAAAAACAAGAGAAGUAUGUCUAAUUGUCUAUGUACAUCAUCUCGAGUGAGAAAAUGACAGAAGAUUUUUUGGACCAGACGAAGGUAGCUCUGCAGAACAUGCAAAAAUAUCAUCACCAAAAAUUACAGGAGCUGAAGUGCAUUUUUCAAUUUUUGGUGAAUUUUUGAAAAUCGUUGGACUGAAAAUGAAAAAAUUACAACAUAAUAAUUUUUCCAAAUUAACCUAGAAAACUGAAUUUAGUUUAUAGGAGGUACCUUACUUACGACUUCAAAACGACUGGAAGUGGGUUCGAGGCAUUUGAGCAGUUCAGA